Molecule: messenger RNA, 684 nt
Organism: Exophiala bonariae
Lineage: Eukaryota; Fungi; Ascomycota; Eurotiomycetes; Chaetothyriales; Herpotrichiellaceae
Exons: 1
Coding region: 1-684 (227 amino acids)
Source: RefSeq, a predicted model, not a curated record
AUGACGCAGAAGAAAGCCACAGGCCUCAACUGGUAUGGUGGGCCAAGCGGUUCUAGCGUUUGGUUAGGGCUGGGGAGACUGCUCUUGCCAGCCGAAUUUGAGCGUGCAGAAGUGAUUCGCAGGAGUCGACGAGCACGGACACGUGCACAGAAGACUCAAGAAGACGCUGCGAGUGGAACAGUGGCGGCGGGCGACACCGAGGGCGACAAUGGGGUCGGCGAAGCGGCCCUUGACUCAGAAGAGCAGGAACCUCAGAACGGCCCUGAAAACCCCGAGGAGGGAGAUGAUACUGGUCUGCCAGACGGUGAGGACACGCCCACGGACGUGCCAGCAGACAACACCAACGAGUCGAGUGGAGAUGCUAUCGAGACUCUAGCGCCCGAUCACGACGACAACAACAACAACAACCAGCAAGGCGGCUCCCCGGUUGCAGACGACAAAGCAAGCAACACUCGCUCUCCUGACACGGCUUCAGGAGAAGCACAGCCUCGCCCCAUGGUCACAGGAGGCAUCCGAGGAGGCGGAUGGCAAGCGCAGAGACCUCGAUCAAGGUUAUCUCCAACGAAAACUGAAACUCAACUGAUUCGUUUCAGCAGAGCAACCACUGUUGUUGAAACGCCAUUAUUACCUUCCGAGUCUCAAGCGCGAGAGUCCUCUUAUGUGCCAGACCGAGAUCGAGAUUGA